AUGUCAUUCAUUUUGGUAGAUGCUUUGUCAGUGGCAAAUUCAAUAAUUACCCUUUAUUCAAAAUGUGGGCUGUUAACAUCAGCUUCAAUUGUGUUUCAUGGUAUAACUAGAAAAGAUAUUAUAUCUUGGAGCACUAUAAUCGCUGUUUAUUCUCAAGGAGGUUAUGCAAAAGAAGCAUUCGACUACCUAUUAUGGAUGAGAAGGGAAGGGCCAAAACCAAAUGAAUUUGCUCUUGCUAGUGUGUUGAGCGUUUGUGGAAGCAUGGCACUUCUAGAGCAAGGGAAACAGGUGCAUGCUCAUGUACUGUGCAUUGGCAUAGAUCAUGAAGCAAUGGUUCAUAGUGCUCUUAUUAAUAUGUACUCAAAAUGUGGAAGUGUACAAGAAGCUUCAAAAAUCUUUAAUGGAAUGAAAUUCAAUGAUAUUAUAUCAUGGACAGCCAUGAUUAAUGGGUAUGCUGAACAUGGUUAUAGCCAAGAAGCCAUUAAUUUGUUUGAUAAGAUAUCUAGUGUUGGUUUAAUGCCAGACUAUGUGACAUUCAUUGGGGUUUUGACAGCAUGUAGCCAUGCUGGAUUGGUUGAUCUUGGUUUUUACUAUUUUAUGUUAAUGACUAAUGAGUACCAAAUCAAUCCUUCAAAAGAACACUAUGGUUGCAUCAUUGAUCUUCUAUGCAGAGCAGGGCAAUUGAGUGAAGCUGAGCACAUGAUACGAAGUAUGCCAUUCCAUAGUGAUGACAUUGUGUGGUCUACCUUACUCAGAGCAUGUAGAGUUCAUGGGGAUGUUGAUCGUGGAAGAUGGACAGCAGAACAGUUACUUCAGUUGGAUCCAUAUUCUGCUGGAACUCAUAUUACUCUGGCUAACAUGUAUGCUGCCAAGGGAAGAUGGAAGGAAGCUGCACAUAUAAGGAAGUUAAUGAAGUCAAAAGGAUUAAUAAAGGAGCCAGGCUGGUCUUGGAUUAAUGUUAAUGAUCAAUUGAAUGCAUUUGUUGCUGGGGAUCAGGCUCAUCCACAAAAUGAACAUAUCACAACCAUUCUGGAAUUAUUAAGUGCAAAUAUAGGAGAUGCUAGGCAGGAAAUAGGUUCUCUUCAAGAUGUUGAGGAUUAGAAGACGACCACAUUGCUUGAAUAUAUUUGUGUUUCCUCUGAG
This is a messenger RNA of Cajanus cajan (pigeon pea), 1143 nucleotides long. NCBI's taxonomy places the organism in Eukaryota, Viridiplantae, Streptophyta, Magnoliopsida, Fabales, Fabaceae. The record is from RefSeq and is a predicted model, not a curated record.